This is a messenger RNA of Salvia miltiorrhiza (redroot sage), 932 nucleotides long. RefSeq names its product auxin-responsive protein SAUR36-like. Gene Ontology annotation, biological process: response to auxin. Lineage: Eukaryota; Viridiplantae; Streptophyta; Magnoliopsida; Lamiales; Lamiaceae. Bases 396 to 860 code for a protein of 154 amino acids. The transcript has a single exon. The record is from RefSeq and is a predicted model, not a curated record.
GAGAGUAUUAUUUAUAAGAUUCGAGUCAGAAUAUAAGUUCGGAGAAUCAGGUUACAGGUAAGUGUCUAAGUGAAGGUGCAACCCGAUUCUACCCAAAAUCACCUCAAUACAUACUUGAUUUUUCUAUAAAUAUAAAAAGAGGAAAAAAGUUGAAAGCACACACCACAUAAGCGUGUGAGGAAACUUCGUAUACUCAUUCCUUCCCAUUUUCACACGCCUUCCAUAUAUAUAUAUUGCCGCUCUAUCCCUCACCUCCGUACGGACUUCUCUUCAUCACUCAUUCACCAAAAUCACCAUGUCUAAGCUACUAACAAUUCUUCCCAACUGUUUCUGAAUUUCAUCCACCGUUUUGAUCUUCACAAACAGUCAACCAGCAAAAAACCUCAUAAAAUUGAAUGGCCAGGACACGAGGUUUCUCGCUAAAGCACCGCGUCGCCGCAAUUUUCCGGCGCCCGGCGCGCCUCCGCCGCGUGAAGCCCCUCUGCGGGCUGAUCGGGUGGGCGCAGAAGCUCGGGCUGAAGGCGAGGGCGCGUCUAGGGAUCGCGGGCGGGCGAUACGCCCGGGUCGAGCGGGAUCCGAUCCUGGAGAAGCCCGUACCCGUUCCGAAAGGGCACAUGGCGGUGUACGUGGGGCAGAAGGACGGCGAUUUCGAGAGGAUUUUGGUGCCGGUGGUGUAUUUCAACCACCCCUUGUUUGGGGAUUUGCUGAAGGAGUCCGAAAACGAGUUCGGGUUCAAUCAGCCGGGCGGGUUAACCAUACCUUGUCGGAUCUCGGAGUUUGAGCGUGUCCAGACCCGGAUCAAGACGGGUCAGUGUACCCGGAAGCUGCUGAGGUGGAAGAGUCCGAAUAGGAAUUUUUGAUUUUUGAUGAUGACGAUAGAGCUUUGUAAUUAAUUUUUUCUAUAUACUAUAAACUUUUUUUUUCCUUUUUAA